GUCAAAUGAAAAUAAAUGAAGAGGGAAGGUGUCACAUUGUCCACCUAUAAAACCACAUGUAGUGUUUGGUUGAAGCAAGGAAUCCAUCAAAACAUGGGCACUGAGGGAAGUUCAAGUGGAACAAUCCUUCCUCUUCCUGAUAAAUACAGAGUUUUUUUGCAUUUGGAGCCUCCAACUAUUGACUGGAGGCAUGGCAAGCCCCCAACUUAUGAAACUGUUAACCAGCUUUUUGAAGAUGGAAGAACCAAGGAGUGGCCAAGAGGAUCUCUGGAAGAAACAGUUCAAAAUGCUGUCAAAUCAUGGGAAAUGGAGCUUUCCCACAAGACUAAAUUACAGGAUUUCAACACCAUAAACCCUGACAAGUUCAAGCUUUUUGUCAAUGGAAGAGAAGGGCUUUCAGGAGAAGAAACACUGAGAGUUGGAAGCUACAAUGCAUUCCUGAAAAGCCCUCUACCAGAGAAGUUUCAAUAUUACAAAGCAGAGGAAGAGACGUUUGAAUCGUCUCAUGAAGCAUUUAGGUCUUGUUUUCCAAGAGGAUUUGCAUGGGAAGUUAUAGAAGUUUAUUCACCUCCUCCUUUGAUUGCCUUCAAGUUUAGGCACUGGGGUUUCUUUGAAGGACCUUACAAAGCACAUUCCCCAACUGGUGAAUUGGUUCAAUUCUAUGGCUUGGGAACUCUCAAGGUUGAUGAAUACCUGAGGGUUGAAGAAGCUCAAGUCUACUAUGAUCCAGCUGAGCUAUUUGGAGGUCUUUUGAAGGGUAAAACUGCCUCAGAAUCCCAAACCGAAGUCAAUGAGAAGGAUUUAACAGCUUCAGUUGGCUGCCCAUUCUUCAAAAACCCAAGGAGUAGUCAAAUGUAAGUUGGUCUGAAAUAAUAUGUUGUGCAACCUUCAAUAAUUUCCAUGUACCAAGGAAACUCCCAACCUUUCUUGCUCUAAAUACAAAUUCCUGAAGGAAAAACUGGGCUUUCCGAAUAGGCUCAGACAUCAGGGCAUUAUCUAUUUUGUUUAGGUUUCUCAGGAUGGGCUUCCUAAUCAACUAUUUCUGUUAGUUUGUUUACUA
Messenger RNA from Benincasa hispida (wax gourd), 1060 nucleotides. RefSeq names its product pathogen-related protein-like. The record is from RefSeq and is a predicted model, not a curated record. NCBI's taxonomy places the organism in Eukaryota, Viridiplantae, Streptophyta, Magnoliopsida, Cucurbitales, Cucurbitaceae.